AUGUUGGUGGAUAGAGGAGGGUUAUGGUAUAGAGUUUUGGUGGCGAGAUAUGGUGAGGAGGCUGGGCGGUUGGAGGUUGGGGACCGGAGUGUUUCCACUUUGUGGAGAGAGUUAGCGAAGAUUAGGGAUGGUGUAGGAAAUGCAGGAGGGAGUUGGUUUGCAGAUAGGGUGGCGAGUAGGGUAGGGUCAGGGACUGAUACUCUAUUUUGGCAGGAUAGGUGGCUAGGUGAUGUUCCAUUGUGUAGGCGUUUUGGUCGCCUGUUUGAUUUAUCAAUCUAUAAGUCGGGCACAGUGGCCGAGAUGUUCUCUCUUGGGUGGGAGGAAAGGGGUGCUGCGUGGGGUUGUCGAAGACGGUUGUGGGAUUGGGAGGAGAAGAUGAUAGGCAAGUGUCGCCGUUUACUUCAUAAUUUUGUUGUGCAGACUGAUGUUUCUGACAGGUGGCAGUGGCUUCCUGGCACUUCGAGUGGGUAUACUGUGCGCGGGGCAUAUCAUAUUCUAGCACACCAGGUGCAACAGAUAGAUGAUGACAUUGGAGAGCUUGUAUGGCAUAAACAUGUACCUGUGAAGGUCUCUAUCCUAGCGUGGUGA
Messenger RNA from Medicago truncatula (barrel medic), 588 nucleotides. RefSeq lists its product as uncharacterized. The record is from RefSeq and is a predicted model, not a curated record. Bases 1 to 588 code for a protein of 195 amino acids. NCBI's taxonomy places the organism in Eukaryota, Viridiplantae, Streptophyta, Magnoliopsida, Fabales, Fabaceae. The transcript has a single exon.